Molecule: messenger RNA, 492 nt
Organism: Lathyrus sativus (Indian pea)
Lineage: Eukaryota; Viridiplantae; Streptophyta; Magnoliopsida; Fabales; Fabaceae
Source: the annotation of a GenBank genome assembly
AUGGUGGUAAUGGAAGAUGAUUCAUUCAAGAAGCCAGGAGCAGUUCCAUUCAAAUGGGAAAUCAAACCCGGACUCCCUAUUCCCCACCAUCCUCACAACCCGGAAUCUCCCUCAUUCAAGCUCAAACCACCGCCGCUACCCGGGUCCUACAAGUUAUCUCCGGUGGAGCCCCGAACACGGUCCUUCCGGUCAAAUUCUAAGGUCCGCUCUGAUAGAUGGAGAUUUGAGCGGCCGCUCCUUUCCCAGCCUGAGAUAGUGACCUCUUCAGGUUGUUUCUUCUCACCUUUUAUGAAGCGUUUACGGAGCAAGAAGACGGUUCCGAAGAGAGUGGUUGAACUCGAUUAUACAUCGGAGUUGGAUACGAUUGGUCGGUGGUCUUUGUCGUCGACUAAAUCACUGUCUCCGUUCCGGCCUUCGAUGGUGUCGUCUUCUGUUGCGUCGUCGCCUCAACCCGUUGGUGAUGUUGAAUGGGCUGGGUUCGGGCUUUUCUGA